This is a messenger RNA of Sipha flava (yellow sugarcane aphid), 985 nucleotides long. Its product is annotated as neuroblastoma suppressor of tumorigenicity 1-like. Gene Ontology annotation, molecular function: receptor ligand activity; BMP binding. Gene Ontology annotation, biological process: animal organ morphogenesis. Lineage: Eukaryota; Metazoa; Arthropoda; Insecta; Hemiptera; Aphididae. The record is from RefSeq and is a predicted model, not a curated record. Bases 180 to 917 code for a protein of 245 amino acids. The transcript is spliced from 7 exons.
ACCAACCCGUGUGUUUUUAUAUGUAUACAAGGAAAUGUUGGCGAUUCAGCCAGUUUGUGAACUCAAUUGGGCUGGUGUAUAGUUCUCAGGGAAUUAGUUCUUCUUUGGCCGUCUCGUUGACGAAUUAUUUCCAAUUGGUUUUUCGUUUACGGUUCAGGAUAAAAUAAUUGUUAGCGUCGAUGGAAUUUCCAAAUGCUAAGAACAUGAAUUUUCAAUACGUUUUAGUGUUGACUUUCGGCAUACAACUAUCGAUCGGGUCGACGAAUUCCACUUUCAGGGAACACAAGGUCCAUAAUAUCGUACUGUACCCGGACAAACAUUCGUGGUGCACGAGCACGUCCAUUAAACAAGUCAUAUCCGCCAUGGACUGCGAUCCCGUGGAAAUCGACAACCGCGUCUGCCUGGGCGCUUGCUUCAGUUAUUCCAUACCGAGAACGCUUCCGGCCGACAACAGUGACGAAGUGAAUUCGUAUUGUGACUCGUGUCAACCCAUAAAGACGCUAUGGAUACCCAUACAAUUGUCUUGCAACGGUGGAACGAAUCAUACCAAACACGUACAGCUGAUCAAAGAAUGCAGAUGCUCGUCCUGUAGCCGGCAUUGGGAGUUGGAAAAUCCCGUGACCAACAUUGAGGACGAAGACACUUCUACUACACAAACGUCGAGAUAUUUGGAGCUAAUGAAACUUGAACAUGACGAAAACGACGAAGAUGAAGAUAACACUACUGACAUAGCAAAUACAGAGAUUAUAGCUGCUGUAAAUUCGACUAGAGUGAUGUCCGAAAAAACAAUUUGGAUUCGAGGUCCUCAUCAUUCGAAAGUACUGUUGAAAAAAGAAAUCGUAAACGUCCCCGAUAUUGCAAACGAAGAGGCCCAACAAUAUUUAGAAGAUACAGCUGAUAAGAAUAAAGUGUUAUAAUACGUAUAAUUUUUAACUGUACAUUUUAUUAUAAGUGUACAUUACGAUUAAAUUAAUUGUAAAACAAA